CAGACCACUGCCUCACCACUGUGAGUACUCUUGAGUACUUCUAAAGGCACUGAUAAUGUCUUCUUUUAAGCCCUAUUCUUCACUAACUGACGCUCCCACCAACCUGAAGGAGGCCAUUGACUGGGUCCUGAGGGUAACUGGUAAGGAUGGUAAGGCACUGAACAAGGAAACAGAAUGCAUAUGUGGCCUGGCCGCGGCAGUGACUGACCUCCUGCAGUCAGUACAACUGGAGUACAAUGGUUAUGAGGGUGAUGUUAAGAAUGGCGCUGACGCCAAUAAAGGCCCCCCAAAAGAGCGAGUCACAGAGUGCCUUAAUGGACUAUUCUCUCUAGUCCAAGGACUGGGUGGUGCCGCUGUGGUACGGACCUACAUAGACCAGCUGGCACAGGUACUCAGUGCACUCGUUGGGUGGAGUAAGAUAGUGACGUGUGGUAAUAGUGAGUGCAAUGGUGGUGGCGGUGGGAAUCAACAUGGCAAAGAUGGCUCGUGCAAGUAUCUGAAGGAUGUGGAGGAAAAUAAGCCGUGUGAAACAUGUGGGUGUAUGAAAUGGGAUGUGGCCGAUCCGAACUCCCAAGGAACACCACUGGGAAGGAAGUGUCAGAGGUGUAGUGAUAGUGGUGGUAGUAGUGCUCAUAGGUGUGAUUGUAGUACUGGUGACAGCUGUAGUGCUGGGAAAGAGUGUAAAUGCGCUGAAGCAGGCAAAUGCUGCAAGUGUUGUUGUAAGGAGAAGUGUGGGAACUGUAAGAAGGAGUGUAGCUGUGUCGUAAAUGACAAGAAUGACGACACGAAAAAGCUUGAACGCCACAUACACAAGGACUCGUAUCAGUCGGCAUAUGGAGGUUUAUUGAGCUUCGAGUCAUACGUAGGUGGAACGAACCAGGCAUACCGACAACCUAUAUGGAAUGACCUCAGUGGUAUACUACCUGGUGAUAAAAAUAUCAUAGGCCUGCUUGAUGGCACAGCCAGUAAUCGCCGUCACCACUGUGCUCGUAUCCUCCUGGGCUCAGUAUGUCUCAUCUGGAGCGGACUUACCUAUAUGUAUUGGACAGGCAAGUACCAUAAAAGUAGCCCCCGGUGGAACAACCACAUCCUAGAUGGUAGUGGCCUAGAUGACGGUACCCUAUCCCAAUGGCUACAGGCCCUAGGGUUCCCAAGGGGUAUGAUUAAUAAUAGUGGUCCUAGAAAUAGGUGGGAUGCUAUUAUAUGGGAUGGGCAUAGGGAUAAGUUAUAUUUGGGAUUCCCGGAUACUGGUAAUAAUAGUAAUGCCCAUGGCCAUGACAACAAUGCUAAUACAUUCAGAAAUCCGGCUGGUAUGAACUAUGCAGGAUACAUACAUACUUUAGAGAAGGGUGCAUUUUGCAGCAACGGUAAUGUCUUCCCUAAGAAUGCUGACGACUCUAGUACUAGUGACACUAACAUCCACAAAUGUGGUGCCCUCAUCAAGCUCUAUAUUCUAUCAUGUGCCUACUUUACUGGAUUGCAGAAAAAGCGUAGUACCCAGAGCAAUACUCCUACGACUCCCAAGACCAUCCGUGAGAUCCUAUACUGGCUCAGUGCAUUGCCCUAUAGUCCGGCAUACCCAUUGAUACUGGAGCACGGCAAGAAUAGGCUAACAGAGGUAACCAAGAAAACCGGAGACACUGCAUCCACGACCGAGCAGUCCGAACUGAAAUUCCACCAAACAGGCCGUAAUCAUCCCAUAACCGUCCAUGAAUUUAACCUGUUUGCUCACUUCCAAGCGGUGACACAGUAUUGCCCACUGGUCCUCAUUGGUAUCCAGGGUGGAAUUCAUAGUGCCACUAAAGGCACCGACACCACUAAAGAACCUGCCAUUCACUCCCUGUACUCCAACUCUCACUUCUCCUUCACCUACCCAUCAGUUGAUAUCCAAGCAUACAACCAGGUGGUACACUACAUUAGGGGUCUGUUCUACCAGUUGUAUUUCCUUAGGAAGCAAUGUGCAGUGAAAGUUGCUCUAGGAGGGAAGUGGAGGGAGUGUAGGUAUGGUAAUGGGGUGCUUGGGAAAAACGUUGUUAGCUGGAUGUGCCUGGGGUGUGACCCCAUGGAGCAUGAUAGAAAGGGGAGGGUAGAGAAGGUAAAUGGGGAGAUACUGAAGGGGGUGAAGACUGGGGGUGAUCCGCUUGCGGGGGCACUAAAAACAUUAUUGGAGAAGAUUGGUGAAGUAGUGGUCCAACUGGGUAAUGCCCAAGAGGCAUUGGAAGGGAAGAAGCCAGAGGCUAUACUGGGGGUGAAGGCGGCACUAGAGAAGGCUAAGCAGAAACUGGAGGAGGCUAAGGGGAAACUAGGGGAGGCUAAGACGAAACUAGGGGAGCUGACGAAUGGUGGUGGUGGUGGAAUACUGAAGAAUGUAGAGGAUAAACUGGGGGAGCUGACGAAGGGUGAUAGUGGAGCACUACAUACACUAGCGAAUGGUGGUAAUACUGCUGGGUCAUUACAGCAGGUAUCAAGUAGUGAACAUGAGUGGGAGAAGGAUUACAGUAGUGCCAAGGAUAAGAUAAGUGAGGUUAUCCAUAAGAUACAGGAAGUAUUGAAUCUAUUGAAGGAGUGGGCCGAAAAGAAACAAGACGAUGAUGUGUUGAACGUAAAUAAAGGUGCACUGCUAGAUGACAUCAAAAAGCUCCAAGACAUCUGCAACUGUCCCAAAUGCCCACCGUGCCAUGAACACGCCAACAAGUGUGGCCGACAGCCACAGUCCAAGUACUGUGACAAGUGCCACCAACAGUACAUGGACGGCUUCCCCUCUCCCCUCCAGGCAUUCCUCGAGGACAGGUUACCAGGGUUUAGUUGUGAUGUAGUACGAAACAAUGACAGCGAACAGCCAUACCCUCCUGCUGCAUCCCACUUAGGACACUGUAAUGGUUCCGGCCAAUGCUGCCCAUUGCCCAUGGGAUUUAGAGGUCAAUUCUAUAGUGGCAGCACCAGUGAUAUGACUGGCUCAAGACUCUACGGGAUCCUCUACUUCUUUAGUAACGAGAACAUGAUGCAGUCAUGUGUCUAUACACUAGUGAGAGUUACAGCAGCUCUCAGUGCCACUACACCACAGGUACUGGGUGAUGUAUUCGGGUUCUUUAGGGGUGGUAUUGGAGAGAAGGAAAGGGGAAAGAACAAGCAGGGAACAGGUGGGAUAGCGUGUAAGCACGAAGGCGAUCCUUCUACUGACACGGAUAAGAGUAAGUACUUUUGCGGCUGGUGUGCCUCUGGGUUAAGGGAUGUGGUAAAGAAGAUAGAGUGGAUACCUAAUGGGAACGGAACGGAUGGAGGGUCAUACAGAGGGACUCUCGGUAAAGCACUAAUAGAGAUUAAGGGCGAGAAGGGUAGUAGUGGUGGUAAACAGCCAGCAUCACAGCCCAAUACUACUGCCCUCUCAAGACUCACUAAGAACUGCCAGUACCUCUCCCCCCUAACCGGUGAACUCUAUACAGCAGUGAGUGCCACUUUCGGUCACGUCUACCUCUCAUGGGUACUGUACCUAUCAGAUGCGCUGCAUUCAGGACUAGAGUCACUGUCUGACGCAUUCAAGCAGAUUGAAUGCCGGGGCUGUAGAGGCUGUGACCCCAAUAAGUGCAAGAAGGGAAGUCACGGUGUGACGGGUGGUGGCCUGUGUGGAUGCCAAUCAAUCGUAUCAUGUACCGGGGUACUGCCAGUGCUGUAUAGGCAUGGAUUCAGCUACGGUAACCCAUUCAAUCUGGAGGGGUUCCAACAGGGGGAUGGGAAGACGGAUGGGCAGUAUGACAUCACGAAGGCAGGCAGUACUAAGAAGUGUCACGAGUUCCUGGAGAGCCUGAACAAAGUACUAGAGGACAAGCAGGCUGCCUCUAAUGCCCACCCCCUAAGCAACCUCCUUACCCAGGUCGGCAAACUCCAAUACGACAUACGGCUCCCGUGGAUCUUUGUUCUCACAGUAGCGUGGCUAGUAGCAGUACUCUACCUAGCCUUUGGUGCCAUAUGGCCACUGGACUGGGCGCAUAUGAGGUCACAUUGGUUACGAGGUGGUGAACACCAGUGGCAGUGUAUGUGGUAUAAGGUGAUGACGGGACGCAAAGGAAUGGAACUGGUGGAGUAUUUUGGUAAGACAUAGUGGCGCCUUCGGCGCAACGGUGCUGUAAUGUGGUAGUUAGUAUCGGGGGUAGUAAUGUGGAGCAGUCUAGUGGUAGAGUUAGAGGACCAAUGAUAC
This is a messenger RNA of Babesia bovis T2Bo, 4195 nucleotides long. Its product is annotated as variant erythrocyte surface antigen-1 alpha subunit. The record is from RefSeq and is a predicted model, not a curated record. The transcript is spliced from 3 exons. NCBI's taxonomy places the organism in Eukaryota, Apicomplexa, Aconoidasida, Piroplasmida, Babesiidae. The coding region runs from base 56 to 4099 and encodes 1347 amino acids.